Fonticula alba is the source of this 2427-nucleotide messenger RNA. RefSeq lists its product as hypothetical. The coding region runs from base 1 to 2427 and encodes 808 amino acids. Lineage: Eukaryota; Rotosphaerida; Fonticulaceae. The record is from RefSeq and is a predicted model, not a curated record. The transcript has 7 exons.
AUGCUGACUGCGCACCCCCCUCCGGGGGGCAGCCACCUGGCCGACCUGGCCGACAUCCAAAUUGACAUCGGCAAUGUCCCCGUUCUGGGGGACUUCCUCCGGCAGCUGUAUGCCCAGAGCGCUGCCCACCGGACGACCCCCCUCCCAGACUGGGCCAUCAACUGGACCUUCCUGAAGACCGCCCGUGCGGCCAUCUUUCGCCAGGCAAUGGUCUCCCUGGUGAGUGACCUGCUGGCGGCCGACCUCGCCGCCCUCCUGGCCAAACACCAGCUCCCGAUGCCCGGCGUGCCGGCGGCCCGGGUUUCCCUCCUUGGUGACCUCCCCCCGCCGCCGCCGCCGCCAGCCGGCCAUCCCCCCGAUGCCAUUCCCCUGCCUGCCUUCCUGCAAAUGCUGCUUGCCGCGCCACCUGAGCAGCGCCCCCUGCCGCAGGACAUCCACCUGAUUGCCGACGCGCUUGGCGGCCUGGCUGAUGCCCUGGGCUCGACAUCCUCGUCGGCACCCCUGCUGGCUCGUGUGCAGCUGGCCCUCCUGGCCGCCGGGCCUGGGCCGAUCCUCCCCCCGGCCGCCCCGCCGGUCGACCUUCCCCUGACCCGGCCAGGGGAGCCGCUUCUCCUUCAGCCGGCAUCCGGCGGUCUGUCCGCCCGGGCGGCCUUCCUCCUGCAGCGUGGCCUGCUACUUCUGGGCCGGCCGACUCCGGAGACCCUCCUCCCGGCGGUGGAGUGGUGGCAUGCGGCCGCCCGGUCACUGGCCCUCGAUCCGGCCCAUGCGGCUGGCACCUCGGCCACCUUCCUCCGCGAGCACGGCCAGCGCGCCCUGGCCCGGCUCAAUGGCCAGCUAAAGACCACGGUCGGCAAUCUCCGGCGCCAGGCGCGCCAAGUCCGAAGCAUCCUCCCCGCUCGCUUGCAGACCCAGCUCCGGGUCUUGGAUCGCUUGCUCGCCCGGGCCCAGGCCUCCGGCGGCGCCGCCGCACUCGCCCACCAGCUGGCCCUGCUGCUGACGGCGCUGGAUCUCGCGCGGGCCGAUGACGCCCUGUCGGCCUGUCACCAAUGCGACCUGUGCCGGUGUGCCCCAGCCAACCUGGUCGCGAGAGACAAUGCCGGGCCGCUCGCCCUGCUGCCGGCCCUGUGCCGACGCAACCACUCUUGGUGGCGGCGCUUUGCCCAAAUCCCAGAGGAGGCCCUGGUUCCCCACUGCGACAGACUCUUCCACGGGCUGAUCCAAGCCCAGGCCGCAGUGGCUCGGGGCCAGGCGGCCACUGCUCUGCAAGCCGGGGCCUCGGAUCGCCCGGUCGCCGCCGACGCCCAGCGAUGGGCGUGCGAAGCCCACGCGCAGUCUCUUUCGCAACAGGCCGGCCCCCCCACAUUGGCAUGGCUCCUUGGCGUGUAUCUGCAAUCCCAUCGGACGCACUGUGCCGCCUGUGCCCAAGUCCUGGGCCCUGAUGGCCAGCGGCAACCCUCCGGGACAUGCGGCUGCCCUGCCACGACGGCCCUCAUCCUGCCUCUGCACCAGCUGGAGCUCCAGUUCUCCCGGGCGGAUUCCGGCUCCGCCGCCGAGGCUGACUGGAUUGUCGCCGCGUCGGAUGGCCCCUCCUCCGUCGGCGAGUCUCACGAUACUGCCUCCUGGAUUGUCGACGCCGCCGACAGCACCUACCCUCCUGCUGGCGAUGCAUCCGCCAGCGAUGCGCCCACCGGCGAUGCGCCCGCCUCCCAUGGGGCUGCCAUUUCCUGGCUCUCAGACAGUGACCCGGACGAUGAGGAGCCCGUGUCCAUGCUCGCCUCGGCGUCCGUCCCCGACUCGAACGACGGUCCUCUGAUUGCGUCCCUGAAAAUCCUCCGGGCCUUCUUCCAGCAGCUUCGCGAUGAGCAGGCCCGAUCUUCGGCCGAUCUCUUUUCCUCCUCCACCAGCAUGGCACUGUUCGCUUCGCAGAUUGCACAGCACCUGCCCCGCCGGACGGCCUUCCCCCUUGCCAGCGGCCAGUUGGUCGAUGCCCUUGCUCGCCUGGACGAGGCCAUUCGCCACCUGGACCUGUCACAGGUCCGCCUUUCUCGGCGCGCCAGCGCCGGGGCCCUCAGUCGCCAACUGUCCGCCCUAUCCUGGCUGAUCUUCGAGCUGGAUGAAUCCACCGAGCGCAUGGCCCUUUUCCGAGCUUCCGCCGAAGAUCUCCUCCGUCAGGCGCACGGCAUCCAUGAUGAGCUGCUCCGAAGCUGUGCCCCGCUCACGGCUGCCGUGACCUCCCUUUCCAAGUGCCCAAUUGAAGUGGUGUACUCCAGUGGCCCGGUUCAUGAGCACUUUUUUCAGACAGUUCGAUCGGCACUGGAUGCCCUGGACACCGGGGCCCAUGCCCCGGGUCCCGGCCGGCCGACGGCCCCCCCGACCAUCGAACCCGACCAUGGCCUCACCUAUGAGGAGUUGUAUGGCGAGCCGUGA